AUGGACAUAACUCAUUCGCCAGACUUUAUCCAGACGCCUCAACCAGAUAGCUCAGAAAUAGCUGCUAAGAUAGUGUCUCUAUUGUCAAUCACUGUGCUAUCAACACUGUUUGGCACCAAGACGUUCAAUAUUCAGUUUAAAUACCUAUCGUAUUCAAGAUGGCUUGUAUUGGCAUUGUACAUAUUAUCAUGGGCAUUUACUGCCAUCAGUAUGGUCCUUGUUACAACAAAUAAUGCUAAUUUCACCUCGUGUCUCCUGUCUAUCAUGGUAUGCGACGUCUUUUAUUCGGGCACAAAGCUUGUUAUCUAUGCUUGGCUGAUCGAGAAGGUCUACGUUGUAACAUCCACUAGGCAAAGCAGAUUCAAAACCUUGUCGUAUAGAGUACAUGUAUUGCUGAUGAUGCCGUAUGUUGCUAUCCUAACACUGAUGCUUAUAUUUCAUACAGCAGAUUUAGAAGCAUCCGGCGUGUGCAUUAUCGGCCUUCAAUCUGUUGCAGCGAUCCCGCUUAUAGCCUAUGAUUUUGCCAUCAAUCUGUACAUGACUAUAUUCUUUGUUCGGCCAUUGUUGAAAUUAGGAAAAUCACACGAUACAAGCGAUCGAAAGCAAUCAAGACUGCGCGAAGUUGCUCUUCGAACAUUGGUUGCAUCUGUUGUAUGUCUUGUUGUUUCGUUUGCAAACAUCUUUUCUCUGCAGAUGCUUCAUGGCAGAGAACGGGGACUUGUGUGUUUGACAUGCUGUACAGUUGAUGUUACAAUUAAUGUGAUUACCAUUCAUUGGGUCACCACAUCACAAUCCACUGUGCGAAGACCCAAGGAUGCCAGCCAAAUGGACUACAAUGCAAACCUCAACAACUCCAACCCUAAUCACUCGAUGCAGCCUGAUCAGUCUUUCCAUCGUAAACUGAGCGAGCUCGAUAACGACCAUCAACUUACUCGAUUCGAUGAUACGCCGAUCAAUGAGCUUUAUGGUUUCACAGAUCACACCAACAUGCCAGCCAAACUCACACCUCGUAACGAUUCUAAAAUCACAACACUCGACAAAUGCGAUGAUGGUGCAUCGUCAGAAAGCGCGUUUUGCACCUCAUCCUUACAUGAAUCACAGAGUAGCCGCAAAUCACUAACAAAGAAGUGA
Mucor velutinosus is the source of this 1131-nucleotide messenger RNA. RefSeq lists its product as uncharacterized. The transcript is spliced from 7 exons. The record is from RefSeq and is a predicted model, not a curated record. NCBI's taxonomy places the organism in Eukaryota, Fungi, Mucoromycota, Mucoromycetes, Mucorales, Mucoraceae. Bases 1 to 1131 code for a protein of 376 amino acids.